AUGACUUUUAUAGUGAACUGCAGUCUCAUAGGACUCUCAGUCGUCACCUCGGUGGCGCUAAUCUUCGUAGCCAUGACCGCUGUCGGUCAUGUAGUCCUUGACCUCAAGAACUUCUAUGAUGAAUCCCUCCUGAAUAUUGAGGACUUCAAGGACGUUGCCAACGACGCCUGGGCUAAGAUGGUCGGAAUGGAAAGAGGAGCCAGAUUUGCUCGCAGCGCAACGAGCAAUGGCCAGAUUAUUGUACCGGCUUCAGUAGAGUGCAACUGUGGAGCUCAGCCAAACAACUGCCCUUCUGGCCCUCCAGGACCACCUGGAGAACCAGGAGAUGCUGGCAUUGAUGGAGAUAACGGACAAGAUGGUGCACCUGGUAAACCUGGCAUCAGCAAUGGAGGAGGAAGCAGUUACGACACAGCGUGUAUAAAAUGCCCUCCUGGACCGCAAGGACCUGCAGGACUAGACGGCCCACAAGGACCACCUGGUCCAGACGGCAAGCCAGGCAGCGAUGGAAAGGCUAGAUACAUCGCAGUCCCGGGAGAACCGGGGCCAGUUGGAGACCAAGGCCAAGCUGGAGAGCCGGGAACACCAGGCCAACCGGGGAAACCUGGACAGAACGGCAAACGAGGAACAGGACGCCCAGGACCACCUGGACCACCAGGGCCACAAGGAGAGCCCGGUCAACCGGGACAAGAUGGUGCCACUGGAGAAGACGGAUAUCCUGGAGAAGAAGGACCGGAAGGACUUGAAGGACACAAAGGCUUGCCAGGUGAAGACGGUAGCCCUGGAGCUCCUGGUGAUGCAGGUAAUCCGGGCGAUAAUGCCGCGUACUGCCCAUGCCCUCCAAGAAUAUUAUUCACUGUACCACCUGACGCCGCUGUGGACGACACACAGGGGCAGGGCACUUAUUGGAAAAUUUUAUUCUAA
Molecule: messenger RNA, 921 nt
Organism: Cooperia oncophora
Lineage: Eukaryota; Metazoa; Nematoda; Chromadorea; Rhabditida; Trichostrongylidae
Source: the annotation of a GenBank genome assembly